Messenger RNA from Lobosporangium transversale, 671 nucleotides. RefSeq lists its product as hypothetical. NCBI's taxonomy places the organism in Eukaryota, Fungi, Mortierellomycota, Mortierellomycetes, Mortierellales, Mortierellaceae. The coding region runs from base 138 to 503 and encodes 121 amino acids. The transcript has 2 exons. The record is from RefSeq and is a predicted model, not a curated record.
UUUACACAUUCAUUCAUUCACCUUCUUUUGAAAGAACCUAGCAUCACUAAACAAAGGGCAAUAGACUACUUAAACCCUAAAGGAAACAAACAAGCAACAACAUCCAAAACUAAGAAGCGAAACAUAAAAAAAACACUAUGCGUCUUAUCAAACAGAACGAUGACGAUCUUGCAGCAGAAGCUGCUAUGCGUGGAGGCUUUAUUGGUGCCUUCAAAUACAGUACCGUAGCUCUUUUUGCAGGGGCGGUCCUUCAUGCCACAUCCCCAAGAUUUAGAGCCAUUCGUCCUCCUCAGAAGGGCUGGCUCAUGGUGGCUGCGUCCUUGGCAGGCUUUGGCAAUGGGUCCGACACGGCAUUUACCAACUACGAACGUCGUGACCGGGAGAUGCAGAUCCGUCUCGCAAACCAAAAACGACAUGAUAUUCUGUAUGGAAGCGCUGAGGAAAAGCGAGCCACUGCUACAGCACUAUCCGCCUCUGCUUCUGACACCAACGCCAGUGCUUAGGUAGCAUUAGAGUUGGUAUAGAAUUGAUGGCAAUAAUUGAUGGCAAUAAUUGAUGGCAAUAAUUGAUGGAGAUAUAUAAACAUAUUAAGCUAAGGUGAAUCGGAAUAGAACGGGCGACGCUUACACUGCAUAAAUCUAUUGCAAUAAACGCCACCAAUAAAGAUGUCU